UAAGUACAUGACUACGUCAUAUCCGGCCGAGCGGACGCGGAAAAAGCCAAUAUGUGCGCUGCAAAGACGCCAGAUAAGGAAGGUUCCUUGGACCAGACGACACCGUCCACAACACCAUCCUCCUCCUCCUCCCCACCCCUCCUGCUGAGGAAGGAAAGCUGUGGAGAUCUUCAGUCUCGUCUUAAGACACGUAAGAUGCUGGGGGUGGGGGAGGAUGAUGAUGGUGAGAUACACCGCUCCAAGAUUAGCCAGAUCUUGGGACGAAGUGAACAUCUAAAAACCCGACUACCACCCGGACUGAGGACUUGGCAGGUGCUGUCUGCAGCGACCAUCACAGCCCUGGCCUUAACUAUGUUGGUGUUCCCAGACACUGCUACACAGACAGUCCUGUCAACCAGUGUGGCUGAUGUCCGGACUGGCAGCUGCAGUUCCCUCAAUGGUCGCCUCCAUGGCACUGCUCUGGCAGCGGUUGCACUUCUGCUGUGGAGUGCUGCAACUGCACCUGAGAAACUGCUCAUCAGGUGGGGCUUGUUAAUGGAGGCCAGUUUCCUGCUGUUCCAGGCUGUUGCCACAGAGAUGUCAGUGUGGGGCGAAUCAGAGCGACCAGGACUGUCCUGGGCCCCGGUGGUGCAGAUAGCGCGACUGCUGGGUGCCAUGACGUCCAUGGUGUUCUAUCGCCUGACGGGAGCCCCUCCUCGCAAGCCAGGCACCAUUAGGGACAAUCAGGACUAGGGAAAUAUCAGAGGCCCCUAUUGUAGGAUUCAAACAAAAAUCAGUGUUUUUGAUAAUUUUUUCACACAAGUUAAAUCUGCUUCAACACACAUUAAUGAGAGAAAUUCCCAUGGCACAAUUAUGAUGCUGUUGUGCUGAACAAACAUGUUGAAAAUUGGCCAUAGGGUUUGAUUAAAACUCACCUUUGCUUUAUGUAUAGUCCGGAAUAUCACACUUUUUAAGUUCUAUUCAUGUACAGGUCAUCUUUUGGCCAUAGAUAAACACUUGAAAUGAGAACAUAAGAAGCUGUUAGGAAUACAAACAUUGGACAAAAUUUUCUUUUAAGAGCACCAAAAUCUUACAGAAGGGGCCUUUAAAAGUCAUAAGACCUUCAUAAAUAACCUAGUCUGACUAGAAACUCACUGACUAGAGAUAUUGUGCCAGUCAAGAAACUGUGGUUGCUGUAAUGUUGCUGUGUAUAUAUCGUAUAGUAUAUAUUUAUACAAAAUGUCAUGUACAUGUAGCUGAUACAAGAACCAGAUAGCUACCCUGUUUGUUUAUCUUUCUGGUAUAUAAUACAAGAUAUAUUGACAAACACCUGUUAUUUAUAGAGCAUACUUCAUGAUACCUUAAUGUAUUUCAACCUAGUAGGUAAAGAUUAUAUGAAAUAAAGUACUACACUUUCUGGUUAUGUGCAACAGCAUGUAAUAUCAUUAAAUUGACAUACACACAUUUGCAUUAAAUAUGCAUACUUGUCCUUUGAUCGAACAUCACACCAUAAAAAAACAACCAAAUCAAUCGUUGAAUGUUAUAGUGACCAUGGUCACCAGUUUGGAACCCAGAAUGGCAGCUUCAGAAAAACAUAAAGCUGUGAUCAGUGUCAAAUGAAAUGAUGUGAAAAACUGUGAAAGUUCUUUAAAAAUACUAAGUAAUGAGUUGUGAGGACCAUUUUAGUCCUAAUCUCCUGUCACUGUUAUAAACAUUCACCUGUAUAGAUGACCAACUUUAGGCACAUGACAAGCAAGAUGUCGUUGACUAGAAAUUAUUACAUGGUUGUACAUUUGUUGUAGGAUUACUUAUUUCCUUUUAGUGUUUAUAUGUUAUAGAACACCUAAUAAAAAGUCAUUAUGCCCAACAAA
Messenger RNA from Branchiostoma floridae (Florida lancelet), 1850 nucleotides. RefSeq names its product tumor protein p53-inducible protein 11-like. The record is from RefSeq and is a predicted model, not a curated record. The transcript has 8 exons. Bases 52 to 732 code for a protein of 226 amino acids. NCBI's taxonomy places the organism in Eukaryota, Metazoa, Chordata, Leptocardii, Amphioxiformes, Branchiostomatidae.